Molecule: messenger RNA, 1937 nt
Organism: Scophthalmus maximus (turbot)
Lineage: Eukaryota; Metazoa; Chordata; Actinopteri; Pleuronectiformes; Scophthalmidae
Product: nuclear receptor subfamily 0 group B member 1-like
Exons: 2
Coding region: 73-879 (268 amino acids)
Biological process (GO): negative regulation of transcription by RNA polymerase II
Cellular component (GO): cytoplasm; nucleus
Molecular function (GO): transcription factor binding; transcription corepressor activity
Source: RefSeq, a predicted model, not a curated record
UAGGGAGGGCUGGUGUUCCAAGCCCAAUCUAUAAAAGAGACAAUAAUCUCCACAACACGAUCAUAAUCAGUCAUGUGGAGCUGUGAGUGCAGAGGCCGUGAGGAGCCGGCGCAGAGCAGCAUCCUCUUCAGCCUCCUGAACAGAGGCUCCGCGCGUCCCCAGGCACAGGUGGAGACACCCGCUGCGCACCAGCGCGCCACCUGCGCCUCCAGCGGCGAACCCGAGGCCAUCCGGGCCGCGCAAGGCGAUUUCAGAGCGGCCUGCGAGGUGCUCGUGAGAACCUUCCGGUUCGUGAGAAGCGUCCCCUGUUUUCGGUGUCUGCCCGUGGAGGACCAGCUGCGGCUCGUGCGCAACAGCUGGGCGCCGCUGCUGGUUUUGGGCAUGGCGCAGGACUCCGUGCGCUUUGGCGCGGCGGAGACGCAGCAGCAGCAGCAGCAGCCCAGUCUGUUACACCGGAUUUUGACGCACAGCAAAGAGGGACAGCAGCGCACCGCGCCCGGGACUCCGGACCCCGACGUGGUGACCGUCGGUGACGUGGAGGGGAUCAGACUGUUUCUGCUCAGGUGCAGAGGACUGAGGAUCAGCGUCAAAGAGUUUGCGUUUCUGAAAGGAGCGAUACUGUUCAGCCCGGAGGUGUCGGAGCUGGAGUGUCGGGACUACAUCCGCGCGCUCCAGACGGAGGCUGAGCGCGCGCUGUACGUGCACGUGAGGACCGUGCACCGGGGGAACGCCGCUCGGCUCUGCAGGCUGCGCGCGGCGCUGAAUGCGCUGCGGGCCAUGGACCCGCGCGCGGUGGCGGGACUCUUCUUCCGACCCGUGACCGGCACGAGCUGCGUAGACGAGCACGUGCUCGCGAUGUUUUUUCGAGGGUUAGAAUGAAAAAUCCAGGUUAAAGUGUGGGUGAUUUUUUAUGAUGGACGCCUGUUUCAAUUUCAUUUGUUAAAAACUGUUUUCCUUUAUUCGUGACUUUUUAAUUUUGUUGGGUUUUUUUUCUCUCCAAUUGAGGACCAAUAAUAACAGACAGCGCUGAUUCCAAGCCUGGACACUGUUUUAUUCUCUGACACAUGGCAUCUGUGGAGUCGACUUGAAUGCAGAGGCCCAGUUAUUGGACUGGAUCAAGACAUGCAUUAGCAUGGGGGGGGAGAUUUCAUACAACCAAUAAAUCUCACAUAAAGAACCCCCCCCCCCCCCAUGCUAAUGCAUCUCUUGGUCCGGUCCAAUCACUGGGCCUCUGCAUUUAAGUCGCCUCCACCCUCAGUCAGACCUUUUGGCCAAACCAGGAAGGAAGGACUGAUGCAGCAGACACACGGUAACUCAAAGACAAGGAGAAUCGUAUAUUACAACAGACAAAAAACAAUGUUGUGCCCCUCGUUUAGAAAAGUGCAGUGUCAAAUAACAAUAAACAAGAUCCUAAAGGAAAAUUGACUGUUUGUUUUGUGGCUCCGAACAAAGAUUUUGCUUCCUGGUUGUCAUGUGCUGCUGUUUUGUUGAAACAUCUCCUCAUACACAGCUCACUUUGUGCAAGUUCAAGCAUCCCUUACUGGAUUGAAGCGGUAGCCUGCAGGCGGACACUCAACAUGUCCUUGAUGACCAAACCUCAGUCUGCUGCUUUGAUUUUCAUAAUUCUGAACUUGGUGUGAACUCCAACAUUCUUAGUGUCUUUGCUUUGGGGCGCAACCAGUUUGUUUUAAGAGCAGACUCAUUUCUACUCACUUGAUUCUCAAGCCUCAAGACAAACGGAGAACAGGGGCCUCAACUGUAAAUCUUUCAGCUAAAAUUGUAAUUAUUAGGCGACAGUGUUGUGGUUUUGAAGCCGACAUGAAAUCCUUUAGUUGUAAAAAGUAAUUCAAUGAAAAAUGACUGCUCUGGGAGUUUUUUUAAAAGUGGCUCAAGACCUUCAAGACCUUUAAUUUGUUGACACCAUUAAAGAUUUGUGA